Messenger RNA from Scophthalmus maximus (turbot), 7883 nucleotides. RefSeq names its product ankyrin repeat and IBR domain-containing protein 1-like. Gene Ontology annotation, cellular component: ubiquitin ligase complex; cytoplasm. Gene Ontology annotation, biological process: protein polyubiquitination; positive regulation of proteasomal ubiquitin-dependent protein catabolic process; ubiquitin-dependent protein catabolic process. Gene Ontology annotation, molecular function: zinc ion binding; ubiquitin conjugating enzyme binding; ubiquitin protein ligase activity. The coding region runs from base 305 to 4294 and encodes 1329 amino acids. NCBI's taxonomy places the organism in Eukaryota, Metazoa, Chordata, Actinopteri, Pleuronectiformes, Scophthalmidae. The transcript has 21 exons. The record is from RefSeq and is a predicted model, not a curated record.
UCCACUCUCAGCAGCAGCACCACCGUCGUCCUCGCCGGGUCCGGUGGCGGAGAGGAUGGUCCAGCGGGAAAGCGACCGAGGCUGCGCAUGACAGCGACAAGACGAUGGCUCUGGAUCUCCGAACGUGCUGCCGAGUGACCAAGUGAGCCGACCGGGUCAGGAUAACGCGGAACCAUGUUGCUCUAAGUUGUAACCUGUGGUGAACGGAGGAGGAGGAAGAGGAGGAGGGAGGUGUGGGCAGACAGGCAGGCAGACGGGCAUCUGCCACAGCUCCCUUUAGGUGGCCUUUUGCAAGCUUGAAGCCAUGGGCAACACGGCCACCAAGUUCCGCAAGGCCCUGGUGAGUGGCGACGAGGCCCUGGCCUGGCAGCUGUAUGAGGGCAACCCUCAGUUCAGGGAGGGCCUGGACCCAAAUGCAUCGUACGGAGAGCAGUACCAGCACAACACGGCCCUGCACUAUGUCUGCCGCCAUGCCAUGACACGUUUGCUCAGGUCGUUCUUGUUCAGCAAAGAGGGGAACCCCAACAAGCGUAAUGUGCACAAUGAGACGUGCCUCCAUGUGUUGUGCCAAGGGCCGCAGAUCCUACAGCUGGCAGAGGGAGCGCUGUCACCGCGACUGGCCCGGCCACAGAGGGACGAGCAGCGUCGUGCGGACUGCUUGCAGAUGAUCCUGAGCUGGACCGGGGCCAGGCUGGAGGGAGGCCAGUAUGAGAAAGCCAACGUUAAUGCUACCGACAACCACCACAGCACCUGUCUGCACUACGCUGCUGCUGCAGGCAUGAAGAGCUGUGUGGAGCUGUUAAUCCAGAGUGAGGCGGACCUCUUUGUGGAGGACGAAGACAAACUGACGCCAUGUGACCAUGCCGAGCGGCAUCACCACACUGAUCUGGCCCUCAGCCUGGAGUCACAGAUGGUUUUUUCCUCCUCUUCAGCUCAGCAGUCAAACACAGAUGCACAUGGUGAAACCAACCUGCUGCAAUACAAGGAGCCUUACGAGGGACUAAAGCUGCAGGACCUGCGCAGACUGAAGGACAUGCUGAUUGUGGAGACAGCCGACAUGCUGCAAGCCCCCCUUUUCACUGCUGAGGCGCUGCUCCGAGCACAUGACUGGGACAGAGAAAAGCUUCUGGAGGCCUGGAUGUCAGACGCCGAGGGCUGCUGUCAGCGUUCGGGCGUGGCCAUGCCCACCCCACCACCAAGCGGCUACAACGCCUGGGACACCCUACCCUCGCCCCGCACCCCGAGGACCCCGCGCUCACCCCUCACACUCACCCUCACCUCUCCCACUGACAGCUGCCUCACACCUGGAGAAGAGGGCCUGGCUACGUGUGGAAUCUGUCUCUGCUCUAUCUCAGUCUUUGAGGACCCAGUGGACAUGUCCUGUGGACAUGAGUUCUGCAGAGCCUGCUGGGAGGGGUUCCUCAAUGUAAAGAUUCAGGAGGGUGAUGCACACAAUAUUUUCUGCCCGGCAUAUGAGUGUUAUCAGUUGGUGCCCGUGCAUGUGAUAGAGAGUGUGGUUUCCAGGGAGAUGGACCAGCGAUACCUUCAGUUCGACAUCAAGGCAUUUGUAGAGAACAAUCCUGCCAUCCGCUGGUGUCCUGCAGCGCGUUGUGAGCGGGCAGUGAGGCUCACCCGGCCCGGCCCUGGGGACAGCGACCAACACAGCUUCCCCCUGCUGUCCUCCCCAGCCGUUGACUGUGGCAAGGGUCACCUCUUCUGCUGGGAGUGCCUUGGCGAGGCCCACGAGCCGUGUGACUGUCACAUGUGGAGGAACUGGCUCCAGAAAGUCAAAGAGAUGAAGCCUGAGGAGUUGGCAGGUGUGAGUGAUGCCUAUGAGGAUGCUGCAAACUGCCUGUGGCUGUUGACCAACUCCAAACCAUGUGCCAACUGCAAGUCACCAAUACAAAAGAAUGAAGGCUGCAAUCAUAUGCAGUGUGCCAAGUGCAAGUAUGAUUUCUGUUGGAUCUGUCUGGAGGAGUGGAAGAAGCACAGCUCAUCAACAGGAGGCUACUAUCGCUGCACUCGCUAUGAGGUCAUACAACAGCUAGAGGAGCAGUCCAAGGAGAUGACUGUAGAGGCAGAAAAGAAGCACAAAAGCUUUCAGGAGCUGGACCGUUUCAUGCACUAUUAUACUCGCUUCAAGAACCACGAACACAGUUAUAAGUUGGAGCAGAAGCUGCUGAAAACCGCUAAAGAGAAGAUGGAGCAGCUGAGCAGAGCCUUCAUUUGCCGUGAAGGCACUCCUCCGGACACGCGGUUCAUCGAGGAUGGUGUGUGUGAGCUGCUCAAGACGCGGCGCGUGCUUAAGUGCUCUUACCCGUACGGCUUCUUCCUGCAGCAAGGCAGCACCCAGAAAGAGAUAUUUGAGCUCAUGCAGACCGAUCUGGAGAUGGUGGUGGAGGAUCUGGCGCAGAAGGUGAACCGGCCGUACCUGAGGACGCCAUGCCACAAGAUAAUCAGUGCAGCCCGGCUGGUCCAACAGAAGAGGCAGGAGUUCCUGGCCUCGGUGGCCCGUGGCGUGGCUCCCAACGACUCUCCUGAGCUUCCCCGCAGGAACUACCCCGGAGGAUCGUGGGACUGGGAGUACCUUGGCUUUGCCUCACCUGAGAUGGGGAGUCGUCACUCUGUACUGGGAGCCGAUCAGAGAGAGAGACAGUCACAGGAUUAUGCUGACAUUCAGUACCGUCGCAGACACAGGCCACGGCGCAGGGGAGACAUGCUGAGUCUGCACAACCUUCGAAGCAACAGCAACACACCAGAGACCAGCAGAAGAAGUGACAACACAGGUCCAGAAGGCCCAGAGAGGAUCGAGGGUCGCAGGAGAGUGCUGGACUCACUGGAUGAGGAUGACCCGAACAUCCUUCUGGCCAUACAGCUGUCGCUGCAGGACUCCCGCAGAGAGCGUGGGCAGGAGGGAGGGCUGGAGGGGAGAGCGGAGCUGGAGCGUGAACUUGACAGGGUACAGGAGCGGAGGCCAGGUCCCACCGGCGACCUCGGUGAGGUUGCUCUGCACUGCCUCAACACCGACGGCCCUCCGGGAGCCAGAGGUUCCUCCUUCCCCGCUUCCCUCCUGGACCCUCCUCGCCCCCCAAACAGGACAGACUCCACCUCCCAGCCUCCCAUGUCUAAUCCCCUCCCCCUUCCUCCCCCACCUCCCUCUCUCAGUGCGGAGCUGCUGGAGUUGGGAGACAGCCUUAUGAAACUGGGGAACAUAACCACUCCUUAUGACCUGAACACACUCACCCAGGAACAGCUCUGCUCGCACCACACAUACAACCACAGCCCUCUCACUGCUCCCUACACCAUUGAACCUGCUUAUAGCGAUUGCAGCCAGAGACAAGAGCAGAACGCACUGACGGCUCCGUAUGUGCUCGACCAUAUCACCAUCACGGAUCCUCGCUAUGACGGCAAAGAGCAGAGUUACUGCCACUCAAGUGCUUACUUGGCGGACACUGAACACACUGCCUCCUGCGCACUAGAUUGCACCCAAAACCCCACACAAAACCCCACCCCUCCCUGUACAUAUUACCGGGAACAUGCAGCCACGUAUGACAGCACCCUGAGGCCAGACAGCUCUUACAACCCCUGCCCUGAACACAGUAGCUCCUACGCUCGGGAGCGACCUGCCUACGUUCUUGAACGCCCGCCCAAAACAGACCCCAAGGCCCCUGCCCAGUUGUGCCUCCCAUCUCCAGAGCUUGAACCGGAGCUGCUGCUAUCACCGGUGAUCCCCCCAGGGGGCCCUUUUACACCCAGCGACCCUCAGAGUCUGGAGGCCUUGGACCCCACAGCCAGUGCCCAGCUGCUGGACAACAUCAUGGCCUGGUUCAACAACAACAUCAACCCACAGAACAACCCCCAGAGCCUGGCCCUCAUCCCAUCCCCGCCCACCACGGAAACCGAGUCCUCACCUGACACGCACACUGAGACUGAGAGCCAGGCCUCCAGGGGCGUGACCCCCUCCCUACUCUGGCAGCCCCUGGAGGGUGAGCCAGAGUCGGACAGAGGGUCGGCGAGUCCCCAUUUAGGUGCUGCUGGUGCGGAGGGCCCGAAGACAUUGAGGCCCAGCACUCUGGAGCUGGAAAAAAGAGAGGCUGGCAAAGAGGGUGGGGAUGGAGGGUGUGUGGCGGACCUGUCGCUGGACGAAGCGCACACACACCCAUGCUCAGACUCCCAACGUGGAGACAGUCCUGCACACACUGCCCCGGCUACAGAGACAGACUUAGACCUCGUUCUUCAGCUGGAGGCGGACCAAUCACCUGAGGAGUGGGAGGAGCAAGUUCACCUGGUGUGAUGGAGGAGAAAAAGAAAGUUGAGCCAAGUACAGGUGGAGAGAGCAACGAGUGGGCGGGAGAUGAAAGAAAAAGAAAGACCAGGAAACUAGAGCGAAGCAGUAUAGGAAAAAUAUAUUUAACAGUCAGCGAUGCCUCGGUGAAAGAAGUAGGUCUUAGGGGCUCGAGUGUUUACUGUAUGUAUUAUACUGUAUUUAGAGGACAUGAAGCCCUGCAGACUUUUUCCAGUAAAGAUGAUGUCAUACGCAGUUUGAUUUUUAUUAUUUAAUAUUUUUAAGUGCUUUUUGUCUGUUUUAAAAACAGACAAACUUAUUCUCUGAGUGUUUAAAACAGAGAACAUCAAUCGAAAGCUACUGAUAUCACCACAACACAAAAUGCUGCACAUGUUUGUUUGUUUUUUUCUUAUUUUAUUUAUUGCUCUGCCUCCUGUGUUUCUGUAUUUGCCCACUCGGUUUGUUCAGGGUGAAGUUUUGGUGCUGCUGAAAUCCAAACUUGCCUUGUUGUGCGCCCACUCUUCAUUUACACACUGACCCAACCACGAGCUUGUUCGGAGCCCCGAGAGCCAAAUGCGAUGGUGUUAACUGUAAUCUUGGAGCUUGUUAGCGUACUGUACAAUCAGAGGGCCUAAUUCAGAUUUUUGGACCUUCAUGCACACUGUGCCUGCUUUUAAAGAGAGCUAACGCACUACUGAUUUUCCUUUUCGGUAGGCUGCACUAGAACCACAACACCUGUCUGCUCGGUGAACGUCGCACCAGAGCAACGGGCUAAUCUAGACGACGUGACUGUCACAGAAGAUGGAAUUGUCUUGUCCCUCUGCACAGCAAGGUCAAGAGGUCAGUCUCAGCAGCUACAGAGCAGCGUUGGGAAUUUAGUGUCUUGCUCAAAUGCCCCUCGGCAUCAUGGGUGCUUGUUUUCAGGGGGUGAUCCCUUUUUUAUUUUUUCCUGCUCGCUGCAACAUCCUGCGACUCAUUCCACAAACGUCCGUCUUUGUCCGAGCUGAGCUUUCAUCCACACGUUUGUAGAUGUUGCAGUGUUUUAGUUGCUUUGGCUCCGUUGAAACAAUUGUUUCAAUUAGCAAAAACACUUGAGAUGAAAUGAUUAAUGUAUACACAAUGAAAACAUCGCAAUCAAAAAAAGUUAGUUAGGUUCGUCAAGAUCAUCACAAUUGUUGAUCACUGAAUUUUAAUCUGUUGCAUUUUCAAAUAAAAUUUCAAAUAGAAUCGUCGAACUGUAACAACCGUCAACAAUAUGCUAACUUUGCUAAACAUCAAAACAUUUCUGUUUAAUUGUUGAUAUAGAAACAAAGUCUGGAGCCAGACUAUACAUAACAGUUACUUUUUUUAUCUGUACAAAUCAAAAUCUGGAAAUUUGCAAUUGCACUUCUCUGCAUUAGUUCACUAUUUCACCAAAAACGUUUCGAUCACUUGUACGUUGGAUCAUCUAAAAUACAGUAAGCUACUUUUAUUCCUGGAAAGCAUCACAUUAAACCACAAUGUGUUCAAGGUAAAAUGUAUAAAGUCAGUUUGUCUGUUUUUUUUAUCAAUAAUUUUGCACAUGUGACUGAGCUGAAGCAGUUGAAAUACUGCAAAUGAAAAUACUUUGUUUUUCUAACUGCAGACUUGCUGUUUUUAUCAUAUCUUUUCCACUACUGAUGGAUAGUACAGUGUGCUCUUGUUAGACGGGAGACGAGUUGGGUUUUUACUGUAAUUUAUCCAUUCUUAUUAUAUUUUUAUUCCUUUUAUUAUAGAGAUGAAAUCUCUUCCAGUUGAGACCAGAGUUGUUGGGUCUGUGUGCCUUUUUUGUUUUGAUUCGUGUUUGUUUUAUUUGUUGGUAUUUAUUAGUGUCAUUACUUUUCAAUUAUGCUGAACAGAUUGCUAAUGAGAGUUAGUGGAGAACACACCACUCGGCUGUUGCCACAAUACACUAAGGUUCUUGAUGCACAUUAGAAUUGUUUGUCCUUUACAGCCCUGGUUUGUCUGGCUAGGAGGAUGGAGUAUUUGGCCCAUAUUGAAGAAAUGGAAUUCUGAGAUAUCAAGACUAGAGUCUUAAUAUUUCAAGAAUAAAGUAAUGUUAUGAGGUUAAGUUGUAAUUGAGAAGAAAGUCAUAGUAUUACAAGAAUUAAAAACAUUACCUCCUCCAAGUCCUUUGAGUUCCUUCUUCGGCAGAGACGGUUUCUUGCACAAUUCUUUCAAAGUGCUGGUACUUAUGAUAUUUUGUUGCUGAUGUGCCAAAAGAUUAAGUAUUUUGUUAUUUUUGUGACCUAAACUAUAUAUAACUUAACAAGAUGCUCCACAUUCCUCAUUUUAACGCAGGCGGCAGGAUGGUCUUCCCCCUCUAAAAUUACAUUAGAUUUAAAAAUCUAAACAAAAUUUAGUUUUUCUUCAAUAUGGUCCUGAUACUCCUUUGUAGACUUGACCUCAUCCCCAGAUAAUACAGAUUAAUGUUUUGACCAUUUUGUUCAAUCAGAAACAGCUUUGAUGCUGUUUUUAAUUUAAUUCAUUUUUCAGUUAUUCACACAUUUGAGUUUCCACAAUGAUUAACAACCACUUUUAUCUGAAGGUUGCUCAAGUGUAGUUGCCCUCUUGAUUUCUUUGUCUUUCUUUUUUUAUGUGAUAUAGCUCUCGGGUCUCCUGGGUUUUUCAUAAGGCCUUUAUCUGAAAACACUAUUGCCCAACUUUGAUGUUUACAGGAGAAUGAAACACCGCCUGUUCUGAUGAGAUAUGAUUUAGAGCUUUGGGGACUGUAAUGGUAACAAUGGAAUGUUUAUGUCAUAAUCUGGAGAUAAUAUCAAAGAAAAGUACAGAAAUCCUGUCUGAGAGCAAAUUCUGAUGUUGUUAAAAAUUCCUCCCUCUACUUUACUAAAGCGGCCAGUAAAAAAAAGAAAGAAGAGCGAACGGGACAUGAAAUCAAGAAAGCAUCACUUAUAAUUAUAAUCAUGCUUGUAUAAAGUGAAAUACUCAGCAGAAAUGAACUUUAAGAGGAUUUGACGAAGCCCUAAAAUAACACCGCUAACCCUCUCGUGGUGAACAUUAAACUGUGAAGGUGCUGCACAGGUUGUAGGUUCUGAUGAAGUUGUUUGAUGAAGCCUCCUGAGACGUGAGGGCAGCUGGUGUCGCCCCCCGACGUUUCAAACUUUGUUCACUGCUUGAUCAACGAGGACUGCUUUUGGGUUGCAUGGUGCAACAGUGGAACGUCUGGGGUUUUUGAUUUGCACAAGCAUGCUGUUAAUGCAUUGCACUAAUCUAGUGCUGUCAGGCGAGACAUGGAGAACUGAUGAGUGGAGCUUUUAUUAUAUAAUUAUUAUUAUUUUUGUUUGUUGUUUUCCAGACUGGGAAUUGGAUUUAUGGCAUCAGGUGAACAGGCCCUGUGUCAUUUUGUACCCCACAUGAAAUGUUUAUAUUUUAACGAUCCCUCAAACAAAGACCUCAGAAUUCAAAGCAAAUUUUAAAAGAAAAUGAAAUUGCACUCUCACAGAACUACUUGAUACAUUCCCAGUCGGUCCAUGAGAGAGAGGUUUGAUGUGUGGCCCAAACUGUAAAUGAAAGUGUCAGUGCAAAGUUUAUUCUCAAUAAAAAAGAGCUGAAAGUGUCA